CAAUUAUUAUGACCAGUUUCACUUUUUAUCUCGAGUACACAGUGCUUAUGAAAAAGAGUGGUUUAUAACUUUAUGUAAUUUGCACGAUAACAAAUUUUUGAAUUUAUUUAUCUUGUGGUUAAAAUUUUAUACUAAAUUUUUUACCAAAUUGUGAGGAAGAAAUAAAGAUAAGGUUUCAAUCAAAGAAAAUUACGAAGAAAAUUUAGAGGAUUUUUGUAACGUAGCGAAUUCUGUUACAAAACCCUUUACAUAUUUUGCUACAAAUUUGUAAUUUCUAAUAAUUUUUCUGUGUUAUAAAUAUGCACAAAUUCGUGUGAAAUUCAUCCCGACGUUAAAAUUUUAGUGUGAUUUAAUGUGAUUCGUGUUGUUAAAAAAUAAUUCAAAAUGGUUCCAAAACUGGGGGUAAAAACGAAGCUAAACUCUGUCCGAUACGUUUACUCCCUCGUGUUGAGCUCCCUCCUUUCGAGUGCGUCUUUAGAGGGACGCUUAGAAGAUGUUGACCCCAUCGCGCUGACCUCGCAGGGCCAACUCCUCGGAAAGUUUGGAGAUUCGAGAAAUUCCAGAGAUUUCAUUAUGUUUCUUGGAAUCCCGUAUGCCAAAGUGCCACAGACGUUUCAUCCCGCAGUGGCGCCCGAACGUUGGGAUGAGCUUCGGAAUGCGACGGAAUUUGGCGAAAUUUGCAUGCAAUUUGACCGCAUGGCUGGGAAAGUGAUUGGAUCGGAGGAUUGUCUAUAUCUCAACAUCUAUCGCCCAGCAGACAUGUCUGAAGUACUUCCGGUCCUUGUGUACAUUCACGGCGGGGCGUUCGCCUUCUCUUCUGGGAACGAUUACGGGCCGAAAUACUUCAUGGACCAGAACGUCAUCCUCGUCACGUUCAACUAUCGUCUGGGCGCCCUUGGUUUUCUGAACGUGGGUGAUGACGCGUACCCGGGCAACUUGGGGAUGAAGGACCAGGUCAUGGCGCUUAGAUGGAUUCGCGACAACAUCUACGCAUUUGGCGGAGACCCAAACAGGGUCACGAUUUUUGGCGAUAGUUCGGGAUCAGCUUCCGUGUCAUAUCACAUCUUAAGUCCGAUGAGUAGAGGACUAUUUUCUGGUGCGAUUUCUAUGUCGGGCAACGCCCUUUGUCCAUGGGCGAAUGUUCCAAACCCUAAAAUUGUUUCGAAACGGUUAGCCAGCAGUGUGGGCUGCCCGACCAAAAAACCCAAAUAUUUGGUCGCCUGCCUCAUGAAUAAGGAGGCCAAAGAGAUCGUUGAGGCACAACAAGAACUGGCCGGCUGGGACGACGAUCCAAUCGUGCCAUUCGCACCGUCAGUGGAAGAAUAUGGGAUCGCGAGCAAUGAAGUUUUUCUGCCCGCGUCACCAGAGGUCAUGUUUGCGACAGGGAACUUUAAUAAGGUGCCAUGGAUAACGGGGGUUAAUUCGAUGGAAGGAGCGACGCUAUAUUCUGCGAUAAUCCUUAAUAGUACCGAACUAACUGCCGAAUUUAACCGUAACUGGCACAAGAUGGCGCCCUUUGCGCUCGGAUACCGCGAGUAUCAACCCACUAACUCUCCCGCUUCUGCCUCCGCGGCAAUUCGUGCCUACUACUUUGGCGACCAAUCCAUAUCUCCCGCCACGCGGGACAAUCUCACGAAUAUGUUCUCCGACAGAAACUUUUUCCACUGUACGCGCCUCGCAUCCCUCGCGGUAGCCAAACACGCGCCCGUCUAUCUCUACUAUUGGACGCAGGAGGGACCUAAGAGUUGGCUGGAUGUUUUCAAAAUUCCGAAGGAAUUGGGCUACAAAGGCGUCGUUCACUCGGACGAGUUACAAUUCCUCUUCGAUAUGGAAACCUUUCCCGAAAUCAAAAACGGCACUGAUCUCGCCAGAUUUUCGACACGGGUCGUUUCACUCUGGACAGCGUUUGCGAGAACGGGCCAACCCUACAAGAUUUGGGGUGAAGAUGUCGUUGAGUGGAAUCCUGUCCAAAUGAGUGAAAUGUCCGGUCUCAGUCCAGUCAAAUAUUUCCAGAUUGAAGAAAAUGCAAAAAUCAUUAUGGAACCUUUCACCGAAAGGCUCGACUUUUGGGAGGGUCUCGCCCUCAAUUACACCAAUAUUCACAUCAGCCCUCAAAACCCUUAGCCAAACUCUGGGAACGUUACCGUAUUGGCAUAAUUUUUUUCAUAAAUUUUAUUUUUGCAGAAAUUAAUGUUACUGUUCGGUGAAAAAAUUGCCAAGGAUGGUAAACAUUUGAUCAUAAUUUUGUUACCAACUUAUUUUCGGUAUUGGCCACAUUUCGAUCUUAAAAGUCUCAUUUAGAAAAAUCAAGCAAGUCUACUAUAAACUAACGUUUUAAACUUUUUGAACAUUUGCUUAAUUUAGGAUAGCUCUUAAUUGUUCCUCUAAAAUUAUGUACAGAUUGUUGCAGAGUUAUUUACUUGUUAUGUCUAUUUUGGGUCGUGGCACAUAGUCAUCGGUAAUAUUUAUUUUUUUACUGGAAUACUUAGCUUAAUGACAUGUAGAAAUAAUGAAAUAAAAACCCUGGAUUACAAAUCUAAACGUCA
Molecule: messenger RNA, 2546 nt
Organism: Folsomia candida
Lineage: Eukaryota; Metazoa; Arthropoda; Collembola; Entomobryomorpha; Isotomidae
Product: venom carboxylesterase-6
Exons: 8
Coding region: 385-2124 (579 amino acids)
Source: RefSeq, a predicted model, not a curated record